Molecule: messenger RNA, 1774 nt
Organism: Setaria italica (foxtail millet)
Lineage: Eukaryota; Viridiplantae; Streptophyta; Magnoliopsida; Poales; Poaceae
Product: protein plastid transcriptionally active 16, chloroplastic
Source: RefSeq, a predicted model, not a curated record
CAUGCCAUCCACCCAUCUCCACUCCUUCCUCAUCCCACGGCUCCACGCCCACCACCUGCUCGACCGACCGCCUGACGCAGCGCAACAAUGGCUCCCGCGCUCACCUCCAACCCGCCCUCCUUCCGCCCCAUCUCCUCCCCGCUCCGCCGCCGCGCCGCCACCGUCCUAUGCCGCGCCGGCAAGCCCGGGAAGGACUCCGGGGCGGAUGACGACGCCGCCCCCAAGAAGAUUCCCGGCCUCUUCGCGGACUUCGGCAAGCUGACCGACGCCAAGUCGCUGAUACCGGCGCUCGCGUCGCCCGCGGCGGGGUCGCUGUUCGCGGGCGGCGGUAGGGGCCGGAAGGACCCGCAGACGGUGUUCGUCGCGGGCGCCACGGGGCAGGCCGGGGUCCGCAUCGCGCAGACGCUGCUGCGGCAGGGCUUCGCCGUGCGCGCAGGCGUCCCGGACCUCGCGUCGGCACAGGAGCUCGCGCGCCUCGCCGCGGCGUACCGGCUCAUCUCCCCCGCCGAGGCGCGUCGGCUCAACGCCGUGGAGUCGGGCUUCGACGACCCCGAGGCGAUCGCCAAGUCCAUCGGCCCUGCCGCCAAGGUCGUGGUCACCGUCGGCCCGGCCGAGAAGGGGCCGGAAGGCGGGGCCGUCACCACCGAGGACGCGCUCCGGGUGGUGCAGGCCGCGGACCUCGCCAGCGCGGCGCACGUCGUCGUCGUGUACGACAAGGGGUCCGACGGCAGUUUCGGGGGCGGUGGGUCCACCUACAAUGUGCUCGACGGUUUCACGACCUUCUUCAACUACAUCUUCUCCCGCGUCCAGACGCUGACGCUGAGCCAAUUCUUGGCCAAGGUGGUCGAGACAGAUGUCAGCUAUACACUAGUCAAGGCUUCACUCACCGAUGACUACAGCCCUGAGAUCUACGCCCUGGUCCUCGCCAAGGAGGGAGCAUCGUCCAGCACAACGUCCACCACCGACACCGGCAAGGUGUCAAAGUCACAGAUUGCGGCCCUUGUGGCUGAUGUCUUCUCCAAUGUGGCAGUCGCCGAGAACAAGGUUGUUGAAGUUUCAACUAACUCAUCAGCAACAUCAAAGCCGACAGCAGAGGCUUUCGUAGCUAUCCCUGAAGAUAGUAGAAGAAAGGAGUACCAAGAAGCUGCUGCAAAGGCACAGGCAGAAGAGGAGGCCCUUGCCUCCCAACGAGCUAGUGAAGCUGAAGCGGCUGCGAGCAAGCUCGAAGCCAAGGCGAAGAAGGCGCCCACCGAGGAGGAGGCACCCUCAGAGGAGGCAGCUGCUAGCCCGGUGAACGGGGCCCAAGCCUCUCUGGAGAACCUCCUGAGCAGAGCCAAAGGGAUUAGCACUGACUUCUCCUGGGAGAAGUUCAGCACACAGCUUGCAGAAGCGACGACUCCUCGAACCUCAACGGAGAAGGAACCGAAGGCAGAGAUCGCCACGGUGCGAGGGCAGGCGAAGGCAAAGAAGCUUGCACCACAGAGGGCCGUCGUGAAGCCAGCGGCGCAGAAGGUGAAGCAACAACCGAAGCAGCCGGAGUCCAAGCCUGAAGUUAGGCCAGUGUUCGGCGGCCUCUUCAAGCAAGAAACGGUGUAUGUGGACGACGACUGAGCCAAGGAGAGCCGGUUUAUCCUCCCUGCGUGAUUUUGUCCAAGCUUUUGUAUGCUCUUGGAAUGUGAAUGAGUAAAUCUGUGUAAAUUUGGCUGUAACAACGAUUGCUCUGUCGAUGAAUGAUCAUAUCCCCAUUUUCAGUACAGAACUUCCAUUGGCCUCA